AUGUCCAAGGCCCAAUUUUUAAGGGAAUAUAAACUCGUAGUAGUUGGUGGUGGUGAUGAAGCAUUUAACUUUAAUUUUAUAUCUAUAUCUUCGUUACUUCAAAUAAGAGCUACUUUAACUUCGUUUUCUUUGUGUUCAUUCUGUGUAAUAAAAAUAGGUGUUGGCAAAUCUGCACUCACAAUCCAAUUUAUUCAAGCACACUUUGUUGACGAAUAUGAUCCUACUAUUGAAGGUAGUUUAGCGCUAACUCAAAUAUUAUCCAAUUUAGACUCCUAUCGCAAACAAUGCGUCAUUGAUGAUGAAGUCGCUUUAUUAGAUGUGUUGGAUACUGCUGGACAAGAAGAAUACAGUGCCAUGCGAGAACAAUACAUGCGUACUGGAGAAGGGUUUCUUCUUGUUUAUUCCAUUACAUCUCGUAAUUCUUUUGAUGAAAUUUCCACGUUUCAUCAACAAAUUCUUCGUGUGAAAGACAAGGAUUACUUUCCAACCAUUGUUGUGGCCAAUAAAUGUGAUUUAGAGAUGGAAAGACAGGUUUCUGGACAGGAGGGUCGAGAGCUUGCCAAACAAUUCAACUGUAAAUUUAUUGAGACUUCUGCCAAGCAACGCAUUAACGUAGAUGAAGCAUUCUAUAAUCUUGUUCGUGAGAUUAGAAAAUACAACAAAGAACAGCAAUAUGGGGGCCGAAACCCUGCAAAUCCGGGAAGCGGAAAUGAAUACACCCAUGAAGGAAUUGAGGAUGGUGGAAUGGAUUAG
Messenger RNA from Dentiscutata erythropus, 753 nucleotides. The record is from the annotation of a GenBank genome assembly. Lineage: Eukaryota; Fungi; Glomeromycota; Glomeromycetes; Diversisporales; Gigasporaceae.